Molecule: messenger RNA, 519 nt
Organism: Mesocestoides corti
Lineage: Eukaryota; Metazoa; Platyhelminthes; Cestoda; Cyclophyllidea; Mesocestoididae
Source: the annotation of a GenBank genome assembly
AUGAUCAUCUACAAGGAUUUCCUUACUGGUGAUGAAUUGUUUAGUGAUGCCUUCCCUAUUAAACGCGUAAAUGAGUACAUUUGGGAAGUUGAGGGCAAAACGAUCCAAGUGAAGGAAGGAGUGGAUGAUGCUCUUAUCGGUGCCAAUCCUUCGGCUGAAGAAGGCGGAGACGCUUUCGACGAAGGCGUCACAUCAGUGAUCAACCUGGUCUAUUCACACCAGCUGGAAGAGUUUGCUUUCAGCAGUAAGAAAGACUACUCCGGAUGCCUCAAAGAUUACCUCAAACGCGUCUCGAAUCGUGUCGCUGAAAAGAAUCCAGAAAAGAAAGCAGAAUUUGAGUCUGCUGUACAGUCGUACUGGAAGGAUAAUGUCCUAAAAACCUUUUCGGAGUGGCGAUUCUUUAGGCCUUCAAAUUACGAGGCCGAGUGCCAAUACUUUGUUCCUUGCAACUACCGAGAGGAUGGUAUAACUCCGUACUUUGUGUUUAUUAGCAAAGGUCUUGAUGAGGAGAAGUGCUAA